This is a messenger RNA of Nanorana parkeri, 873 nucleotides long. RefSeq names its product MRT4 homolog, ribosome maturation factor (gene MRTO4). The transcript has 8 exons. NCBI's taxonomy places the organism in Eukaryota, Metazoa, Chordata, Amphibia, Anura, Dicroglossidae. The record is from RefSeq and is a predicted model, not a curated record. Gene Ontology annotation, molecular function: RNA binding. The coding region runs from base 118 to 873 and encodes 251 amino acids. Gene Ontology annotation, biological process: ribosomal large subunit biogenesis; ribosomal large subunit assembly; nuclear-transcribed mRNA catabolic process. Gene Ontology annotation, cellular component: preribosome, large subunit precursor; nucleolus.
AGGCAGUAGGACGGGCAGCCCCAGGGAGGCGUCCCAUGAUGCAGUGCGCGAGGGCCUUUCACCCCCCCCCCCCGCACAUGCAGCUGCUGGAGGAGCACGUGACAGAGAAGGGCCAACAUGCCGAAAUCUAAGAGGGACAAGAAAGUUUCAUUAACCAAGACGACCAAGAAGGGUCUGCAGGUGAAGCAGAAUCUCAUAGAAGAGUUGCGGAAAUGUGUGGACACCUACAAAUACCUCUUUGUCCUGUCAGUGGGGAACAUGAGGAACAACAAGCUGAAGGAUGUCCGCAAUGCCUGGAAACACAGCCGGUUAUUCUUUGGGAAGAACAAAGUGAUGGUUGUGGCGUUGGGAAGGGGGCCCAGUGAUGAAUAUAAAGACAACUUACACCAGCUCAGCAAGUGUCUGAGGGGGGAGGUCGGACUGCUGUGUACCAACCGCACACAGGAAGAAGUCAAAGAUCUGUUUAAUGAGUUUAAAGAGAUUGAUUUUGCUCGGGCCGGAAAUAAAGCCACAUACAGUGUGGUGCUGGACGCCGGGCCCCUGGAACAGUUUACACACUCCAUGGAGCCACAGUUACGUCAGCUGGGCCUUCCCACUGCGCUGAAGAAAGGGGUGGUGACUCUGUUGUCGGAUUAUGAGAUGUGUAAAGAUGGGGACACCCUGACCCCGGAGCAGGCCCGCUUACUGAAAUUAUUUGGUUAUCAGAUGGCGGAGUUUAAAGUCACCUUAAAGUCCAUGUGGUCAUCAGAGACGGGAGAGUUCCAGAAGCUUUCAGCCAACAAUGAAAAUGAUGCAGAGGAGAUGGAAGAGGAUGAUGAUGAUGAUGAGGAUGAUGAUGCAGCGGAGCUGAAGGAUGAACCCCUCAUUCUGUGA